AUGGAUAUCGUAACAGUGUUCGUUUGGUUACUCACGUGCAUCGGCAUCGCUCCUCUUGAUCCUUCGACUUCAGACGGACUCGUCGAUCACCGUAGUGUUGACGACCUCGUCAAUUACCGUAGUGUUGACGAACUCGUCGAUUACCGUAUUGUUGACGACCUCGUCGAUGGGAAUAUUCUGGACGUGCUACGUCAAGCGGGAGCGACCACAUUUCUUUCUUACGCUGAACGAUGUCCGUGGGUCCUCCACGAACUUGGAAGUCGACCAGGAUACACGGUGCUCGCGCCGACGAAUAAUGCAUUCGAGAAGAUACCAAAGGUCAUUCACGAUGCUAUGAAUUCAAGUGCUCAGGUGACGGAAUGGUACCUCCGUUAUCACAUAGUACUUGGUGUAAUACCACGCUCUGGAAUGAGGAAUAACCGUCUGGUCCCCACUGCCUUCAAACCUCCACAGUCAAUGAAUGAACCCGUCCAGAUGAUGAGGUUUAAUAUGUACACGGUUUGGAACAGUAUGUUAUCAGACCCCGAAAAGCUAUUAUUACCAGAGGACAUGCCAUUCGACAUGAAGUACAUUAAUACUUGUGUUAUCUUGUGCAUUUUAAUGGGAGGAAGUGUCAUCCAUGCUGAGCUUCGGGAAAAUGUCCGGGGUGAAAAUCCAUCUUUUAAUCCUUCACUUCCGCGUGUGAUGAAUGCAUUUCUCAUCCAGCCAGCAAAAUCUCUUGAGAAGCAAGUCCAUCCCAAACCUAAAUUUGAUACUGCUACUAACGUCCUGGACGUGGCUAGGCAAAAUUCUGCAACGAAAUUUGCAGAUUUCGCCACAAACACCUCUUGGUUAAACGCGACGCUGCAGUCCGGUCCCGGGAAAGUGACUGUCUUCGCGUUCUCCGACGAGGCGUACAGUCGCAGCUCCCCGGCGGUGAAGGCAGCGUUGGCAGACGUCUCUGGCAGGAAUCAGAUUCUGCAGUAUCACGUUGCAUUGGGGGCACAUUUGAGCCAUGACAUAGCUAUCCGUGGUGUGGAUAGUGUUGUUUAUUCUUUGUAUCCAUCUCCACCUUUCAAGCCCACCUCCCAGUACCAGCCCAUCCAUGUUGAUUCAUAUGUGGUGUACUCGAACGGAGAGCGUAUCUCGGUUGUGACAGCUAGUGGUUCUCGUGUUGUGAAGGUUGACCUAGUGGCUAGUAAUGGGGUCGUCCACAUCAUCGACAGGGUCAUCUACCCAAUACCUACAGGAUCAGACAUGGCCAAGUACCUUGAAAGAGAGCCGAACUACAGCUCACUUUAUGCUGCUCUUGAGGCCGCCAACCUCACACUGGCCUUGUCUACCCCAGCCUUCAAGCCUUUCACCCUCCUGGCCCCCAGCAAUGCUGCCUUUGGAAAGCUCAGCAAGGCUCAGCAGGACCUCUUGAAGAACACCACCAUCCUCCAACAAGUGCUUACCUUUCAUGUAGUGGUAGGGUCCUACUACAGUGCAGCCAUCUAUGAGGAUUUCCAACUCCAUUCCUUGGAAGGAUCCACUAUCUACUUCCAACAAGGGGCGGGUGGCACCUCUGCUGGAGGGAGGAUGGUAGUGAAAGUCGACACGACUGUCACCAAUGGGGUUGUUCAUGAAUUGGAUGGUGUGAUGUUCCCUCCAUCCCUUAAUCAUCUCCUGUUAAAUGAUGUGUAAGCUUCUCUCAUGAGAUUUGUUUUGAUUCUUUAAAAGAUAAAUUUGAGUUCUGGUCAUGCGAUUUUUGUAUGAUCAAAAUCAGCCUUGCUGAAAGUUAAAUGCAUUGCACACAAAAUAAUGUAUGUAUAAAAAAAAUUGCACACAAAGUCUGCUGUGGCGUUAUUAUUAUUUUUCUUCUAUUGUAUUGCCUUUGUUAACUUUAUAAAAUACAUAUAAAUAGACAAGGAAAAGUUGUAUUUUAAAUCGCAUACCGGUAGUAGAAAUUAUUCUGCUUUUUUAACUCGACAGAAUACUCUUGAAGAGUUUUAAGAUAUAUAUAUGUCAUUUUUAUUUCAUAUAAUGUGUACCCAUAUACACUUCCUACAAUGUUUGCGCCUCUUUCUUUACAUAUUUUUAAAUGCUGCACGCUAAGUAGGAAAUGUAGCCUAAUCGCAACUCUGCAUCAUUCUUGCCUAGCACAUGUAUUUCUUCUCUUUCAAGCUUGCAUUUUUUUUGCUUUAUCAUGUUUUUUAUUGUUUGUUACACAGUUAAACAAUCAAAAUUGCAAUUUGCAAAUAGAUAUAUGCCAUCUAUUUAUAAGUAACAAAACAUAGAGGCACACAUAUCAGUCCAUCAAUCAAUGUACCGGUACAUGAAUAAUACAUGUGAGCCUGAUACAGAGAAAUAAUUGUGAACUGUACUUUUUUUUUAAAGUGAUGUAGCUUUGUUUUUUUUUUUUCUAAAAGAUAUAUGUGUAUUUGACGUUACUUCCAUAAAUUUUAUAUUAUACAUGUGCAUGUAUAUGCAAUAUUAUUUUAUCGAUCAGAGGGCUAAAAAAGUAUGAUACUUGUUGAUGACUACAAUAUGAUGAGCUUCAAAGAGGCUGCUUUUCACUUUUAUGUGGAUUGAUUUUAAAUGGCCAUAUAAUUUAGAGCUUUAUAAAUGAUUGUUUUCCUAAGAUGAUACGAGUAGGAAUAUGGGGAUUUGUCAAAGUGUCAUCAAAUCCUAGACACUGCUUAGCAUUGUGUUAGAUAUUUGUCAUUCAUUCCAUUGAGAUCGUUCACAGGCCAAUUUUCAGAGAAUUGAAAA
Molecule: messenger RNA, 2733 nt
Organism: Strongylocentrotus purpuratus (purple sea urchin)
Lineage: Eukaryota; Metazoa; Echinodermata; Echinoidea; Camarodonta; Strongylocentrotidae
Exons: 5
Coding region: 1-1665 (554 amino acids)
Biological process (GO): extracellular matrix organization; cell adhesion
Cellular component (GO): extracellular matrix
Molecular function (GO): cell adhesion molecule binding
Source: RefSeq, a predicted model, not a curated record